CAUCCCAGCUGAUACACUAACAUUAAACCUCUGCCAAGCGAACACAAGAGGAUAACUCAUCCCUUCAAUAACAUCAGUGAGAGAGAGGGAAGAGGAGAAAAGGAGGGGCAAAGCGUGAGAUAGUGAUGCUUUCAGCAGGUGCCAAACAGUGAGAGGUAGCUGAUAGAGAGGGAAAGACUGAGAGAAAGAGAUGCAACCAGCCUGUGAGAGCACACAGUGACCCACAGCAUCGGAGACAAGAGAAGAAGACAAAGUAAUCCUGUUGUCAUUGCAGUGUCAGUGUAGUCGUGUCCAGCCAGUCUCCUGCAUUACUGUUCCUGCCCUGCCUCUACUCACUGCUGCCAUGCUGUACCCAGCUCUGCUCUGUGCUGCUCUGCUCCUGAUAGCACCCCUGGGGCACACAGAGGGGCGCACCCUGCACCCCUCACCUGAUGCCAUCCAGUUUGUUGAGCAGUUUCUGGAUCGCUACAACGACCUGACCCUGGAUGACCUGGAGAACCUGGUGAGCAGCCAACCAGAGGAGCCCUCCUCGGCUUUCACUUCCGGGGUCAAAGUCGCUGAGUACCCCAAAUGGGCAGACAUACCAGCACAGGGUGACAGCACCUGGCUCCGCCUCCUGAAGGGGACCCUGGCCAAUCAGAAAAGAGCUGUGAUGGACCGGUCGAGGAGGGGGUGGAACCGAGGAUGCUUCGGACUCAAACUGGACAGGAUCGGGUCAAUGAGUGGACUGGGCUGCUAGUGGAGAGAGGGGAAGGGACUGACGCCCCUCAGGGGAUAUGAGGACGAACACACAGUAGGCUGCUACACAGCACACAGUCAUUUACACACGUGGUGAAUACAAGGAUGUUAAUGUGAGUACAAAGGAGGUCUACAUGUAGCGUAGCUGUAGUGUACUUGCUGUAGUGUACUUGCUGUAGUGUACUUGCUGUAUUGCUAAUGUGGUUCCAUCGAGCUUAAAGAAAGUUACUCUGUAUGUCUCCUGGCUGUUGGAAGGGGUUAGCUGUACUUAUAUUGUACAUCUAUUCAUUUGAAUCUUGAAAGUAUCAAAGUUAUGUUUACAUCAAGCUGUUAUUCUAUUUUAAGUCUCUGAGUGUUGUUUUGACAGUAAAUCUGCACUUUAUUUAAAACUAGAUAUUUAAAAGUGUUGUCUUUCUUGACUAAUAUUGUCCUUGUUAAUCCUGCAGGAAUAAUUGUGUUAUGGCAUGUUUAAUGGAAAUAAAUAUUUGAAAAAAUAUAAUAAUAUAAUUAAAGUCCAAUGUUUCUUCUCUCUGCUAUUGAUUAGACAUUUGGCAUGAAUACAUGUACACUGAACCACGUUGUAUUGAGUGUUGUUCUAUUAAAGUCCUGACAUCUUCCA
Messenger RNA from Oncorhynchus mykiss (rainbow trout), 1357 nucleotides. RefSeq names its product natriuretic peptide C-like (gene nppcl). The record is from RefSeq and is a predicted model, not a curated record. Gene Ontology annotation, biological process: cGMP biosynthetic process; receptor guanylyl cyclase signaling pathway. Lineage: Eukaryota; Metazoa; Chordata; Actinopteri; Salmoniformes; Salmonidae. Gene Ontology annotation, molecular function: hormone activity. Gene Ontology annotation, cellular component: extracellular region.